AUGAAGAAUCAAAAUUCGAUUUCGAAACCUACUGUUAUCAUUAAACCACCACCAUCUGUAUCAGCAAUACCAUCAACAAAAAAAGACAAAUUAACAAUAGAUAAAAAAAUGGAUUCUGAAACUACUCAACAACAACAGCAAUCCAAUGAUGAUGAUGAUACUGAACAAAGUACUGAAUUGUCAUUAAAUAUUAACGAUAUCCCAGCAGUAACAGCUGAGACUCCGUCGACGCCAUUCACUGAUAAGGAGGCAAAAGAACAAGAAAUAAUUAUCUAUGAAUUCCAUUUUCCUGUUGAAUUAUGUGGUCGUCUUAUUGGUCGACAAGGUGUUCAUGUUGAUUAUAUACGACAAAUGACUCAAGUUGAUUUAGUUGUACGUGAUGAUGCUGUUUCUUUUGAAAAACAAGUUGUUGCUCUACAUGGCCGUCGUGUUGAUGUUGAACAAGCAAUUGAAUUAAUAGCUAAGCGUUUUCCGCCAGCACGUUAUCCUCAAGUUGCUUUCAAACCAAUUAAUAAAAAGAUUGUAUUACGGCAACGUCCACCUGAACGUGUAUCUAUUCCUCAAUCAAUUGCUCAACUUCAUUUACCUGAUGGAAUACCUGCAGAAGUUAUUGUUACAAGUGUUGUUUCAUGUAAUCAUAUAUUUGUUCAACAAAUUCUACAACCAUCAUAUGCUGAACUUGCUCGUCUUGAUAAUUCUAUGUCAGUUUUCUACCAUCAUACUCAAAUGACGCCGCCUUUACCUCGACCUAUUCAACCCGGUGUCAUAUGUGCAGCACCGACACAAGCCGGCUGGUUUCGAGCAUUAAUCACAGUAUAUAACAGUAAUGAUGAUAUGACUAUGAUCAAAUUUCUUGACUAUGGAGGUUAUCUUUAUGUACAUGCAAGUUCUCUACGUGUUCUUAGACAAGAUUUUAUGGUUAUUCCAUUUCAAGCAGUAGAAGUUUAUCUUGAUAAUGUAGUCCCAGCUGAUAAUCAAGAAGAUUUUACGCCUGAAUCAAUUGAAUUAGUUAAAACAACUAUUCUUGGGUCUUGUUUCAAAGCAAUGGUGACUGGAUAUCAUUAUGAUAAUACUCCAUUUAUUCAAUUAUCAAGACGCUUUGAUUUUCAACGUCUUGUAAAUAUUGAUAUACAAAAAAUGAUCAAUAAUCAUCAACAAACAUCACCUACAAGUGAUUCAACAUCACCAAUAAAUGUGAAUAAUACUUUAAUUUCAACUAUUCAACCGAUGAUCAAUCAAUUACAACAAUCCGUAUCGGAUGUUUCAACAUUAUCUUCAACAACAAAUUCGGACAGUUGA
Adineta steineri is the source of this 1299-nucleotide messenger RNA. The record is from the annotation of a GenBank genome assembly. NCBI's taxonomy places the organism in Eukaryota, Metazoa, Rotifera, Eurotatoria, Adinetida, Adinetidae.